Molecule: messenger RNA, 2231 nt
Organism: Phodopus roborovskii (desert hamster)
Lineage: Eukaryota; Metazoa; Chordata; Mammalia; Rodentia; Cricetidae
Gene: Cavin1
Product: caveolae associated protein 1
Exons: 2
Coding region: 166-1341 (391 amino acids)
Biological process (GO): transcription initiation at RNA polymerase I promoter; termination of RNA polymerase I transcription
Cellular component (GO): cytoplasm; caveola
Molecular function (GO): rRNA primary transcript binding
Source: RefSeq, a predicted model, not a curated record
CUCGCGGAUUCCCCGCCCCACAGUUCUGGCCAGCGUCCUGGUGCGCACGGACGUGGCUCGAGUUUCCUCCGCUCUGGGCUCCUGCUCUCUCCCCUCUCUCGCUCCUCCUCUCCCGGUCUCCCGCUCCAGCUUCACUCGUCCGGCCCCGCACGGUUCCGGGAAGCCAUGGAGGAUGUCACGCUCCGUAUCGUCGAGCGACCGUAUUCCGGAUAUGCCGAUGCCUCCUCCGAGGGCCCGGAGCCUACCCCAGGGGAGGCACCAGCCACGGAGGAGCCGUCGGGGACCGGCUCUGACGAGCUGAUCAAGUCGGACCAGGUAAACGGUGUCCUGGUGCUGAGCCUUCUGGAUAAAAUCAUCGGCGCCGUUGACCAGAUCCAGCUGACCCAAGCCCAGCUGGAGGAGCGACAGGCGGAGAUGGAGGGUGCCGUGCAGAGCAUCCAGGGAGAGCUGAGCAAGCUAGGCAAGGCGCACGCCACCACGAGCAACACCGUGAGCAAGUUGCUGGAGAAGGUGCGCAAGGUCAGCGUCAACGUGAAGACGGUGCGCGGCAGCCUGGAGCGCCAGGCCGGCCAGAUAAAGAAGUUGGAGGUCAACGAGGCGGAGCUGCUGCGGCGCCGCAACUUUAAAGUCAUGAUCUACCAGGAUGAAGUCAAGCUGCCCGCCAAACUGAGCGUGAGCAAGUCGCUGAAAGAGUCGGAGGCGCUGCCGGAGAAGGAGGGUGACGAGCUAGGCGAGGGCGAGCGGCCCGAGGAGGACGCUGCGAUCGAGCUGUCGUCCGACGAGGCGGUGGAAGUGGAGGAGGUGAUCGAGGAGUCCCGCGCCGAGCGCAUCAAGCGCAGUGGCCUGCGGCGUGUGGACGACUUCAAGAAGGCCUUCUCCAAGGAGAAGAUGGAGAAGACCAAGGUGCGCACGCGCGAGAACCUGGAGAAGACUCGCCUGAAGACUAAGGAGAACCUGGAGAAGACGCGGCACACGCUGGAGAAGCGCAUGAACAAGCUGGGCACCCGCCUGGUCCCCGUGGAGCGACGCGAGAAGCUGAAGACGUCACGCGACAAGCUGCGCAAGUCCUUCACGCCCGACCACGUGGUGUACGCGCGCUCCAAGACCGCGGUCUACAAGGUGCCACCCUUCACCUUCCACGUCAAGAAGAUCCGCGAGGGCGAGGUGGAGGUGCUGAAGGCCACCGAGAUGGUGGAGGUGGGCCCCGAUGAUGAUGAGGUUGGUGCGGAGCGCGGCGAGGCCACCGACCUGCUGCGCGGAAGCAGCCCCGACGUGCAUACGCUGUUGGAGAUCACGGAAGAGUCAGACGCCGUCCUGGUGGACAAGAGCGACAGCGACUGAGCAGGACUCUGCCCUGGAGGCGGGUGCCUGACCCUGUGCCUGACCCUGCCGCUCCCUGACCCCCACCCCUGCCCACCUCCUUUCUCUCUUCAAACUUUCUAUUUUGCAUUGUCCUCAGCCCCAUUCUGGUUGAGCUUUUUCUAAGCUGAAAACACACCCUGGAAGCGCAUCCCUUCAGAGCACAAGCCUUAGUCCGAGGGGAGGUGGUUUUUCACCUUGGGCAGCCUCCAUUUGGACACAGACUGGGUAGGAAGUAGGAAGAAUGGCCCAAUGCCCUGGUUGUUCUGGUCUAGGAUGUUUUUUCUGAGCUCUCUAGUUGGGCCCUGUCGGGGCUUUUUGCCUCCCUCUCGGCCUCUCCAUCAUAGCUGCAUACUCAGCGGCACCACUCCCGCUUCCUGAGCUGUUUUACCUUAUCCCCAUCCCAGGAGAUAAAGCCAAACCUUCUGCAAGAGGAAAGAGCGACUCCUAAAGAAAACCCUUGUAGGGGCAACCUUUUAGUGCCAGCUCGCUAUCCCAGCUACCUAGGAGGCUGAGGCGGGAGAAUUGAAAAGUCAAGGCCUGUCCGGACUAAAGAGUGAGUUCAAAAUCAGCCCGAGUAAUUCAGUGAGACCCUGUUUCAAAAUAAGAGAUGGCUGGGUGUAUCAGUGAUAGAGCCCAUGCUUAGGAAGUGGUGGCGGCGAUCAAAGCACCAAGAAGAAAGAAUACGUGUAGGGAGACCUUUGCUCCCAUGGGAGCACUGGAAGACCUGAGGGCCCUUGUGGGAACCUAAGGCAAUAGGGUGGGGGUGGAGGCAGAAUGUGCCUUGACCCUGGAUAAAGGUCUCUCACUGAAGUAAGCAGGAGGAGGCGAGCAGAGAUCGGGGAAAGGAUGAUAGGUGUGUGUGUGUGAUG